AGCCCAAACAAACAUUAUUCUUCGUUUUCCACCCAAAUCCCUCUCCCUCUCUCUCUCUCUCUUUUAUUGUUAUAUUUAAUCGUACCAUCCCGAAGCUCUCGAAAUGUCUACAGACCUCGAUCUCCGACGGACUUUGUUGGAAGUCGUCCGCCGUCCGGCGAUCAAGCUUCAAAUUCCACGGCCGUUGUCAUCAAUGGCAGCCGAUCACGGCGGUGUGAUAAUUCAGAAAGAGAGAAAUGAUAAAAUCGACGGCGGCGCUGAAGAAUUAUGCUGCCGCACGCCGACAUCAGCAGAGAACAAGAUUCCAGUGGUGCUACAAUGUCCGCCGGCGCCGCGGAAACGGAAGAGACCUCCGACUUGUAGAAGAAGACUAAUCGAGCUUGAAUUCGUGGAGAUCGUGAGUAGAGAAGAGAUCGAACCGUAUUUUACUUCGAGUUUCGAUCACGAAAACAGAGUAAAAAAAUCCGCUAAAAUAAGCUUCUGCGAGUGUAAAUGAUCAGUAAUUUCUCCAAUCGCCAUUGUUAAUUAGCUUCUUCUUCUUCUUUUUCUUCCUCUAAUUCAUUUCUUUCUUCAAUUAAUGUAAAAUUCUCUCUGAAUGCUAAUGUAAAACGAAUUAUCACACGUUACGUUCAAUGUAUGUAAGACGAUUUUAGUUUC
This is a messenger RNA of Cucurbita pepo subsp. pepo (vegetable marrow), 657 nucleotides long. RefSeq names its product cyclin-dependent protein kinase inhibitor SMR1. Gene Ontology annotation, biological process: regulation of DNA endoreduplication. The record is from RefSeq and is a predicted model, not a curated record. NCBI's taxonomy places the organism in Eukaryota, Viridiplantae, Streptophyta, Magnoliopsida, Cucurbitales, Cucurbitaceae.